Rhopalosiphum maidis (corn leaf aphid) is the source of this 519-nucleotide messenger RNA. RefSeq names its product 60S ribosomal protein L44 (gene RpL36A). Gene Ontology annotation, biological process: translation. Gene Ontology annotation, cellular component: ribosome; cytosolic large ribosomal subunit. The coding region runs from base 139 to 453 and encodes 104 amino acids. The transcript has 4 exons. The record is from RefSeq and is a predicted model, not a curated record. NCBI's taxonomy places the organism in Eukaryota, Metazoa, Arthropoda, Insecta, Hemiptera, Aphididae. Gene Ontology annotation, molecular function: structural constituent of ribosome.
UUUAAAACGUCUUUGGUUUAUACAUUGACGUUAUCACUGAUACAUUCAACAUUUGUUGUUCUUCUCGUCGAACAUCAUUCUCUUUCUCUUGUAGUUCAUUCGUCGUGUUAUUAAAACGUUUAUAUACAAUUUGGAAAAAUGGUGAAUGUACCUAAACAGAGACGUACUUACUGCAAAAAAUGCAAAGUACAUAAGGUACACAAAGUAACACAGUACAAAAAAUCCAAGGAACGUCAAGCUUCUCAGGGUCGUCGUCGUUACGACCGAAAACAAAGUGGUUUUGGUGGUCAGACUAAGCCUAUUUUCAGAAAGAAGGCUAAAACAACCAAAAAGAUUGUAUUGAGGAUGGAAUGUUCCGAAUGCAAAUACCGUAAACAAAUCCCGUUGAAACGUUGCAAGCAUUUUGAAUUGGGAGGUGACAAAAAACGAAAGGGACAAAUGAUCCAGUUUUAAGUCUAAACAUUUUUUUGUUACUUUUAAGACCAAUAUAUAAGUGCAUACUGCAAAUUGCUUUUUUUA